CCACCUCCCCUGCCACCCUGGGCCGAAGGUUUUCCAUAGCGGGAGCUGCUAGCUCUCAAGAUGUCAGUUUGUCUUUUCCUUCUGAAAUCGGGCGGGAGAACGGAAAACAGAAAAACAGAAUUCGGAUGAACAAAUGAGGGACACUCCUACCCCCUUACUCUUCAAACAACAGGUGGUUUCAACGUGCACCAUCAACUCGUUUAUGCACUGCACGAAAUGGUAGGCGGAGCAUCCACACUAAGUCUCUCCGGAACCUGCUGCUGGGCGAUCCCCGUGCAGUUCUGGCUCUGUCGGGACAGAAGGAGAUCCCUGCGGGAGACGAGAUGCGGUUGUCCCGGGACUCCAGGACUGCGCGGUCCAGGGCUAUUGGGUUUUGCCUCUCCCUUUUUUCGACUCCCUGGAAACAUGAUUCCAGUAACAGAAUUCCGGCAGUUCUCUGAGCAGCAGCCUGCCUUCCGGGUGCUGAAGCCAUGGUGGGAUGUGUUUACUGAUUAUCUCUCGGUGGCCAUGCUGAUGAUUGGGGUGUUUGGAUGUACGCUACAGGUCAUGCAAGACAAGAUCAUCUGCCUUCCGAAAAGAGUGCAGCCUGCUCAGAACCACUCUUCCAUUUCCAAUAUCUCUCAAACCAUUGCCAGUACCACUCCACUGCCCCCACCUAAACCAUCCCCUACUAACCCCGCCACUGUGGAAAUGAAAGGACUGAAAACAGAUCUGGACCUUCAGCAGUACAGCUUUAUAAACCAGAUGUGCUAUGAGCGAGCCCUCCACUGGUAUGCCAAGUAUUUCCCUUACCUUGUCCUCAUCCAUACCCUGGUCUUCAUGCUCUGCAGUAACUUUUGGUUCAAAUUCCCUGGCUCCAGCUCCAAGAUAGAACACUUCAUCUCUAUCCUGGGGAAGUGUUUCGACUCUCCCUGGACCACAAGAGCUUUAUCUGAAGUGUCUGGGGAGGACUCGGAAGAAAAGGACAACAGGAAGAACAACAUGAACAGGUCCAACACCAUCCAGUCUGGUCCAGAAGGCAGUCUGGUCAACUCUCAAUCGUUAAAAUCAAUUCCUGAAAAGUUUGUGGUUGAUAAAUCCACUGCAGGGGCUCUGGAUAAAAAGGAAGGCGAGCAAGCGAAGGCCUUGUUUGAGAAAGUGAAGAAGUUCAGGCUACACGUGGAAGAAGGAGAUAUACUUUAUGCCAUGUACGUUCGCCAGACUGUACUUAAGGUUAUCAAAUUCCUAAUCAUCAUUGCUUAUAAUAGCGCUCUGGUUUCCAAGGUCCAGUUUACAGUGGACUGUAAUGUUGACAUUCAGGACAUGACUGGAUAUAAAAACUUUUCUUGCAAUCAUACCAUGGCACACUUGUUCUCAAAGCUCUCCUUCUGCUACCUGUGCUUUGUAAGUAUCUAUGGCUUGACGUGCCUUUAUACCUUGUACUGGCUGUUCUACCGUUCUCUAAGGGAGUACUCUUUUGAAUAUGUCCGGCAGGAGACUGGAAUUGAUGAUAUCCCAGACGUGAAGAAUGACUUUGCUUUUAUGCUUCAUAUGAUAGAUCAAUAUGACCCUCUCUAUUCCAAGAGAUUUGCAGUCUUCCUGUCUGAGGUCAGCGAAAACAAAUUAAAGCAGCUGAACUUAAACAAUGAGUGGACUCCCGAUAAACUGAGGCAAAAGCUACAGACGAAUGCCCAUAAUCGGCUGGAAUUGCCACUUAUCAUGCUGUCUGGCCUUCCAGACACGGUUUUUGAAAUCACAGAGUUGCAGUCUCUAAAACUGGAAAUCAUUAAGAACGUGAUGAUCCCAGCUACCAUCGCGCAGCUCGACAACCUCCAAGAGCUCUCUCUACACCAGUGCUCUGUCAAAAUCCACAGCGCGGCGCUCUCCUUCCUGAAGGAAAACCUCAAGGUCUUGAGCGUCAAGUUUGAUGACAUGAGAGAGCUGCCCCCCUGGAUGUAUGGCCUCCGGAAUCUGGAAGAGCUCUACUUGGUCGGCUCUCUAAGUCAUGAUAUUUCCAAAAAUGUCACCCUUGAGUCUCUGCGGGAUCUCAAAAGCCUUAAAAUUCUCUCUAUCAAAAGCAACGUGUCUAAAAUCCCUCAGGCAGUGGUCGAUGUUUCCAGCCACCUCCAGAAGAUGUGCAUACAUAACGACGGCACCAAGCUGGUGAUGCUCAACAACCUGAAGAAGAUGACCAACCUGACGGAGCUGGAGCUGGUGCACUGUGACCUGGAGCGCAUCCCCCAUGCGGUGUUCAGCCUGCUCAGCCUCCAGGAGCUGGACUUGAAGGAGAAUAACCUGAAGUCGAUAGAAGAAAUCGUUAGCUUUCAACACUUGAGAAAGCUGACAGUGCUAAAACUGUGGCAUAACAGUAUCACCUAUAUCCCAGAGCACAUAAAGAAACUCACCAGCCUGGAACGUCUGUCCUUCAGUCACAAUAAAAUCGAGGUGCUGCCUUCCCACCUCUUCCUAUGCAACAAAAUCCGAUACUUGGACUUAUCCUACAACGACAUUCGAUUCAUCCCACCUGAAAUCGGAGUUCUACAAAGUUUACAAUAUUUUUCCAUCACUUGUAACAAAGUAGAAAGCCUUCCAGAUGAACUCUACUUCUGCAAGAAACUUAAAACUCUGAAGAUUGGGAAAAACAGCCUCUCAGUGCUUUCACCGAAAAUUGGAAAUUUACUCUUUCUUUCCUAUUUAGACGUUAAAGGCAAUCACUUUGAAAUCCUUCCUCCUGAACUGGGUGACUGCCGGGCUCUGAAACGAGCUGGGCUAGUCGUGGAAGACGCUCUGUUUGAAACUCUGCCUUCUGACAUCCGGGAGCAAAUGAAAGCAGAAUAACUUAUUUUUCAUUGAAGUUUGACUGAAACACGCUUCUACCAAAUACAGUAUAAAUACUUAGGUAGUCUUGAUGCCUUUCCUAUUUUAUUUUUAUUUUUUUUCACACACAAAAAAAUGUACACAAAAUUAAGUAAGGAGUAUGUAUUUUUAAUAAAAAUUUAAUUGUAUUUUUUCAAUAUUAGAUUUUAAAGUUUCAUUUGUCUUGGAACCUAGUGUAUCUAAUGUUGUUUUAUACCGACAGAAGCAGAUGGCUCCAUCUGAUUUUUGUUUGUUUGGGUUUUUUAUGUUUGUUUGGUUUGGUUUAUUCUUAUGAAAGGGAGAGAAUCAUAAGUUGCAUGCUUUUUGGCAUUUUUAAAUGGAUGAAGAGAGUCUACCAAGGUGAGUUUUAGCUUGUUUACACCUAAAUGGGGUCUUGUUUUUGUUUUCAUUGUGUAUGUACCAGGAAUCUGAGUUAAUACCAGCUGCCUUCUCCAUUGGCCAACUCCUUCAUUCUACAGAAAGCUCUCUGGUGUAUAAAUUCACGUAAGUGCAUUGUCACAGAAUAUUAUCUUUCAAUUUUCCCUUGCCUCCAACAGAACCCUAAAUUAUGUAUUUACAUAUACCCAACAAUUAUAGUUAUCUUGAGGCAAGGAUUUCGUAAGUGGUGAAGAAAAUAAUUUUUAGUAGGUGGCAUACUUAAGUUGGUCAUUUAUGAUUUCACUUAUGUGCACUUUUACCAACAUUUUAAAAUAUUAUUUGAAAAGUAAAUACACAGCGUGCUUCCUCCACCUUUAAUCUUAAUACUGCUGUGUAGUACUGGUGGACAACCUUAGGAAAACUAGAUUUAUUUUUUAAUAUUCUAAUAGGUAAUUAAAUUUAAAAAUCACAGAAUAAGAAGCCUGCUUUUGAGUAAUUUGAUCAUCUUUGAUAUCUUGAUAUGCAGAUGCAACAGGCGGAAAAAACUUCACUACUAAAGUACUCUGUUAAACAGGUAGUGCACCGCAGUCAGGCCGUCCCCUUCCUCCAGCAGUGGGCAGUGGGAAGCUCGGAUUCUGCCUGUUGCACACAGAGCAAUCCACCUACAUAC
Messenger RNA from Tupaia belangeri chinensis (Chinese tree shrew), 3883 nucleotides. It is a transcript of the gene LRRC8C, whose product is annotated as leucine rich repeat containing 8 VRAC subunit C. Gene Ontology annotation, cellular component: cytoplasm. NCBI's taxonomy places the organism in Eukaryota, Metazoa, Chordata, Mammalia, Scandentia, Tupaiidae. The transcript is spliced from 3 exons. Gene Ontology annotation, molecular function: protein binding. The record is from RefSeq and is a predicted model, not a curated record. The coding region runs from base 217 to 2817 and encodes 866 amino acids.